CACGACCAUUCCUUUCCGUCUUCUCAUCACCGACCCACAGACAACCACUUCACAUUCACUCGCUUGAAAUUCAUCUUGUAGUUUUGAAAGAAACACGAGACUCACCUUCGCUUGACCAUCACUCAUCACACUUGAUCACCGCCCGAAGCCUACGUCAGCUCCGCCCGGAAGACCCGUCGGCGUUCGUAAUUUUGAGCUUGCGGCCAAUCGUGAUCUUCCUGACUAGAGUCUGUUGAAGACCAGAAUUGCUUGGCAUAUGACACCCCAACAACCCUACCAGGCCUUCCCAGCAUCCAUCAUGCUCGGACUGUUCCUUGGAUUCGCCCAGAUUGGAGCAGAAGAACUUCCUGCCGGUAUUGUUCCCAAUAAGAGACAGGUCGUCGGAACAGGAGUCACUUCCAGCGCCGCCGAAACAACAUCAUCAGAAUCAGAAAUGUCGAGCUCAACGAGCAGCGCCCCGCCGGAGGAGACGACGAGCUCCGCUCCAGCAGAGACGACUCCCACGACGCAGCCCGAGACCACGCCGACAGCAGAAACGACGCCGACGACAGAGGCAGCGCCCUCAACAACGAAUGUGCCGACUUCGAUCGAUGUCACCACCACGAACGCCGAUGGCUCGACCGUGACUUCGCGAAUCGCAACAUCGACCGCGGUGGUACCAACCACAGCAUCGAGCGAAGUUGUCGACUUGGGCAGCACGACGAUUAAUCGCUCAACCCUCUCCAGCGCCACCGUAGUCACCGCACCACUCGUAACAUCUCGAACCGAACUUUCGACCUACACAUCCGUCUUCACAUCAGAUGGCUCAGCUUUUACUACCACUGGCACAACUCAGCGUGUAAUUGCGAGCACCACCGGCUUUGCGACGUCCACAAUCGCACCUUCAAUUCAAGACGGCGGUUCCGGUGGCGGAGGUGGCGGAUUAUCGUCCAGCUCGCAAAAGAUCAUUGGAGGAGUCGUCGGUGGUAUUGGAGGAGCGAUACUGGUUGGCGGCGUUGCGCUUGUGGCCUGGAGAAUCUGGGGCAAAAAGAAAGCACAGAAAGAAGCCGCAAUGGAUCCAUUUUAUGGCGGCGGCGUCGAUUCCCAGAAUGACAGUGUGAGGAAGAGUUCGCCACAGCUUGCCAGUGGGACGGGGUUGGAGAGAUAUCAGCAGCCGCACAACAACCCGGGUGUUGUGAACCCUGGGAGUGUGAACACGGCGAGCAAUUUCUAGGAAUGAAGUCCUGAUCGGUCCGCGAGAAAGAGACGACAGAUCCAUCCUUGGAUUUUCUGAUUUUGUUUUGCUGCAAUUUGAGCGUAAUGAUGGGAGAACGGAAUUGACAUCAUCGGAAGGCUGCAUGGACAGGCGAGCUGCUUGGAAAUAGAUCGGAUGGGAACAUAUUGAUGAGACGAGAUUGCAUUUUGAGAGGUGUCGAUAGAUCGAAACGGCUGCGACACAGUAGAAGGAGAAAAGUUGAAACGACGAUGAAGAAGGGGAGGGAUCCCUCACAUUCUCUUGUGAAUAUUUCCGGACGUAGAGGAACUGGUAAUCAGUAGAAGAAUAUUGAGAUGAUUGUAAUGAGCUGGUCUUGAGGUCAUUCUUUGUCGUUUCGAGGUUCAAGGAAGGCGGGUGCGCAGGUGUGGGCACUUCUUGGUGUCGCUGAUGUUUUGACAGGUGCCUGGCCCUUGG
Molecule: messenger RNA, 1669 nt
Organism: Cercospora beticola
Lineage: Eukaryota; Fungi; Ascomycota; Dothideomycetes; Mycosphaerellales; Mycosphaerellaceae
Source: RefSeq, a predicted model, not a curated record